This is a messenger RNA of Melampsora larici-populina 98AG31, 399 nucleotides long. RefSeq lists its product as uncharacterized. Bases 1 to 399 code for a protein of 132 amino acids. NCBI's taxonomy places the organism in Eukaryota, Fungi, Basidiomycota, Pucciniomycetes, Pucciniales, Melampsoraceae. The record is from RefSeq and is a predicted model, not a curated record. The transcript has a single exon.
AUGUCUUACUCGGAACUCUUGAAACAUGUCCAAUCCAUUCAAAGGGUUUACGACGAGCUACCCUCGACUUCCAACGGCGUUCAAAAGCAACACUUACCCUCUUUGAUCCUCGACAUCUGGUAUGCAGACGCUACGAUACUAGACGUUGAAAGCGGCAAGAACUUGGUGGAUAGUGAAGUUGAAAGCUGGCUCGAGGCACUAGAAACUAAACGUAUUGUUCUCGAUCAACUUGAAAAGAUCUCUAUUGAGUUCGACUUGGAAAUUCCGCUUGUUGAUUAUCUUCCUGCUCCUGGAUCCGAAGACUGGCUGAGACUGUUUGAGGCUGCACAUCGUAUGAUAGAUGACUCCAAGGUCAUUCAAACCCAGUCCAAUUCACCUGAAGACGAAAAACGUGGAUAA